AUGAAACGCAGGUCGACAGCGGAUUCCAGUCCAAGUCUCACAAAGCAACCCCGCCAGAACCCUGUAUCCUGCGAGUCUUGUCGAAAGAAAAAGCUCAAGUGCGAUCGUAAUUUUCCAUGCGGCAGCUGUACCACGCGCAGACUGUCCUGUGUCUUCGAAAGUCCGGGCCCUUUACCACUAAGGCACUUGGUCAAUCAGGGGAGCCAAACGGAAAAGCGACCUUCGUCGAAUAACCAGGACGUGCCGCGACAACAGCGGACUUCCCACGCCGAGGCCCGGAAUAUUAAUCGAGAUGAUGCUCUGGAGACUGCAGACUGGUUAGAAACUAUUGUCAUGGGGCAUCGUGUUCCUAGUGCUGUUUCCGCCCUGCAAAGAGACGAGCUAUCACACUCCUCGCGAAUAGCCGUGUCGCAGGGAAACCCAAGCUCCGAACCGUUGUGCUUUCUGUUUGGUAAGGGCAAGAGAGCGUCAUCUGAGUCUCCUGCAAGUAUUCAACUAUCAAUUUUCUUACCGUCGAGAGCCGAGGCACUGGCUUUGUUCCAUUUCUACCUCAAUCAUCUCGACUACCAAUACCACAUCAUCAUCCCCAGUCGCACGAAACGGGAUAUCGAAGCCAUAUACAACAGAUCUUCUGAAGAAGAAAUCAACCUGCAGCACUUUGCUCUUCUUUUCGCCAUAAUUGCGACAGCCUCGUUUCACCAGCUUUUGUCGACUGAUCCAGCCAGGCUCGCAGAGGCUUCCAGUUUUGAGGCAGCGUUCUUGGCAGGCGCGGCUUUGAUCCAGAGCGAUUAUCUUUCUUGUCCCAGUAUUGAAGGACUACAAGCGACGAUGAUCAUCGGGCACCAUUUGUCGAUUGCGACGCUCCAUCCGGCUGUCGGCUCACUGUUUUUGCAUGGGUCUCUGGUCAGUCAGGCUAAGAGUCUCGGGCUUCACACGGUCGACUCCCCGCUAUCAAAGAAGCUUCCAAAUGGGGGUGAUAGAACUUCAGCUGAGCUUAAGAGAAGACUCUGGUGGGACCUAGCUUCGUAUGACUGGCUACUAGGAUUCCUUAGCGGACCACAGGAGUGGACCUACACGAUUAGUCCCCAGCAAAUGAACGUACGCAGACCAUGGAACCUCGAAGAUGAAGACAUCGAAACGAGCGAAACGGAAUUGCCACUCUCAAAACCAACCUGCAUGUCCUAUACACUCCAGAGACUGCGAUUAGCUGAAAUAUGCCGCGAGAUCGUGGACAGUACUGCACCCAACCAUCUACAAGGAGUUCAAAUACCAUACGAUAUGAUCCUUUCUUUAGACCGUAAACUCCACGACGCAUAUGCCGAAAUCCCAGCCUUCUUCAGAUUCGAUCAAUCAUCUCAACGCAAAUUCGCCGCCCUCUAUCGCGACAGACCUACAAUUGCCUGGCAACGCGCCUUCAUUCAUCAAGGAUAUCACUCUCGUUUUUGUCGCUUACAUCGACAAUACUUUCUUCGCGGGGCCAAAGACCCUCGAUACUCGUAUUCGCACGUCGUGUCCCUUCAAUCAGCUCGCAAGGUGCUUGAGAUUAAACGAAUCAUGGACGAGGAGGAACCGGUGUUUGCGCCAAACAGCUCCUUAUUCUGGGCGGUGAUGCAUCAUGUUUUUAUGGCUGCAGUCAUCUUGCUUCUUGACGUCUGCUUCAAUUGGGAUGAUAUACUUGCCGACAAGCGGAAGGAUGAAGUUCUCGCCGCUUGUCGCAUGCUUAGUCGAGCGCAGCAGUCGUCUUCGGUUGCGAGAGAGGGAAUUGAUGCCAUGAUGGGGAUCUUGCGGAAACAUUGGAAAAAGGAAAGGAGACCGCAUGACGGGCAGUCUGAGCCCGUGAUCACUGGUCUCCACAAUCCAUCUUUCGAGCAGGUUCUUCAAACGGAUCGCCAGCUGUCCAAAGGUGCGGGAUCUGAGGCUCCCAGGAUAGAUUUCUCGGCAUCUGGCUUCGAGCACGUCCCGCUAGAGGAUCUAUGGUCCGAGAUUCUAGAUAGCAGCGGUGAUGUAGGACUGGGAACCCCUGACUGGAUGGACUUGCUGAAUGAAUUGACCAAUGCAACUUGCACCACCUGA
Penicillium maclennaniae is the source of this 2073-nucleotide messenger RNA. RefSeq lists its product as uncharacterized. The transcript is spliced from 2 exons. Gene Ontology annotation, biological process: regulation of DNA-templated transcription. Gene Ontology annotation, molecular function: DNA-binding transcription factor activity, RNA polymerase II-specific; zinc ion binding. Lineage: Eukaryota; Fungi; Ascomycota; Eurotiomycetes; Eurotiales; Aspergillaceae. The coding region runs from base 1 to 2073 and encodes 690 amino acids. The record is from RefSeq and is a predicted model, not a curated record.